AAACGUAGGAGGUGCAAAAGAAGAGAAAAGACACAGAGACAACGCCACACACUCGGUUCAGAGCUCCUCUUUCUCAAAGCUUGAUAUUUUGGCGACAAAAAUGGGAGAAGAGGAGCUAGAAGAAGAGAAUCAGCAACCAAACUCCCAAAUCGAAUCAACGGAAAACUCUGAAUCUCCGAAGUUACAAGACUAUCAGUGGCCUAAGAUUAGAUUCGAUAUUCCUCCCUACAGAACUUACCACUUUCAUAAGCAGUUCAGAACAGGUCCCAACCCUAACAAUUUUCUCAAAGGCGUCAAAUGGUCUCCUGACGGCUCUUGUUUUCUCGCCAGUUCCGAGGAUAAUACUCUUCGCCUUUUCUCCUUGCCGGAUUAUGGAAGCAAUGACCAAACUGCUGCUUAUUCUUCAGUCUCUGAAGAAGAUUCCUAUGCUGCGCAACUUGUUGUGAGUGAAGGGGAAUCUGUUUACGAUUUCUGUUGGUAUCCGUACAUGUCAUCUUCAGACCCUGUUACCUGUGUGUUUGCUACCAGUACUCGUGACCAUCCAAUUCAUCUUUGGGAUGCUACUUCUGGCCUGUUGCGUUGUACAUACCGAGCUUAUGAUGCCGUGGAUGAAAUCACUGCUGCAAUUUCAGUUUCAUUUAAUCCUGCAGGGACUAAGUUAUUUGCUGGGUACAACAAGUCUGUUAGAGUGUUCGAUGUACACCGCCCUGGUCGAGAUUUUGCACAAUAUUCAACACUACAAGGAAACAAAGAAGGUCAAACAGGUAUUAUAUCAGCAAUUGCUUUUUGUCCUACUCACACUGGAAUGCUAGCAACGGGAUCUUACAGCCAGACUACUGCAAUAUAUAGGGAAGAUAAUAUGGAGCUCUUAUAUGUUUUACAUGGCCAAGGAGGUGGUGUAACUCAUGUGCAAUUUUCAAAAGAUGGGAAUUAUCUAUAUACUGGAGCCCGGAAGGAUCCUUAUAUCAUGUGUUGGGACAUAAGGAAAGCUGUUGAAGUUAUCUACAAGUUUUACAGAUCAUCUGAAUCUACCAACCAACGAAUAGCUUUUGAUAUUGAUUGCGCAGGUCAGCAUCUUAGUACAGGUGGCCAGGAUGGUCUUGUUCAUAUUUAUGAUUUACAAACCGGGCAAUGGGUAUCAGGAUUUCAGGCUGCAGCUGAUACCGUCAAUGGUUUCUCUUUCCAUCCUUUCCUGCCAAUGGCUGUCUCUUCAUCAGGCCACCGAAGAUUUCAAAAUCUCGAGGAUGAUGACGAUGAGGAUUUGCAGUUGAGAGGUGACGAGAAUUGUGCUUCUGUGUGGAGUUUCUCGUACGAUGUUACUGCUGGAGAACAAUCUUGAAUGUAGGUCAUAUAGACAGUCCAUGUGAACAUUGAAUAUAAAUCCCAUUUUGUAACUAGAAGAACAUGUAAGAAUUUCUUUCUUCAGUGUCAUUUUCGUAAUAAUAGUACUUUUUUUGACAUAUUCAUGACAAUGAUAAAGU
Messenger RNA from Hibiscus syriacus, 1481 nucleotides. RefSeq names its product telomerase Cajal body protein 1-like. Lineage: Eukaryota; Viridiplantae; Streptophyta; Magnoliopsida; Malvales; Malvaceae. Gene Ontology annotation, molecular function: protein binding. The record is from RefSeq and is a predicted model, not a curated record. The coding region runs from base 101 to 1339 and encodes 412 amino acids. The transcript has 14 exons.